This is a messenger RNA of Hyposmocoma kahamanoa, 871 nucleotides long. RefSeq names its product protein ST7 homolog. Bases 1 to 786 code for a protein of 261 amino acids. The transcript is spliced from 2 exons. The record is from RefSeq and is a predicted model, not a curated record. Lineage: Eukaryota; Metazoa; Arthropoda; Insecta; Lepidoptera; Cosmopterigidae.
AUGUGCGCGCGCCGGCUCGGGCGCCUGCGCGACGCCGUGCGCCUCUUCCGCGAGCUGGCUCGCGACGCUCCGCCGGCGCUGCACGCGCUGUCGCUCCACGAAAACCUGAUCGAGGCGCUGCUCGAGCAGCGCGCUUAUGCCGACGUGCAGGCUGUAAUCGCGCGCUGCGAAGACAUCGGUUUGGGCGCGUCCGCCGCCGUGCUGUACACGAGCGCGCUGCUAAGGGCUCGCGCCGCCGCUCAGCAGGCGGGACCCGGCGCGACUGGCGUGCGCGCACUCGACGCGGCCGCGCUGGACGCGUUGCGUCGCGCCAUUGAAUUCAACCCUCACGUCCCGCCGUACCUUCUGGAACUGCGCGCCCUGGCGCUGCCGCCGGAGCACGUCGUGCGGCGUGGCGACAGCGAGGCGCUCGCGUACGCGUUUUGGCACUUGAGGCACUGGCGCGCAGCCGACGGUGCGCUGCGUCUGGCGGCGGAGGCCUGGGCCGCUUGGGAGCGUGGGGCCUGGGCGGCGUGGCGUGCGCAGCCGCAAUGCCAGCGUUGCGCAGACCGCGAGCUGCUGCCGCCGCGCGCACCUCCGCCGAAGCAGGCCACGCCCCCCGGGCCUGGGCCAGCACCCGCUACGCCCACUCACGGCGGACAAGAGCAGAGCGCGCGUGCGUCCCUGGCUGUGCCUGCGGCGCUGGCUUGCACGGCGCUAGUGCUACUAACGCUACUGCUGCACCGUCUCACGCUGCCUCUGCCGCUGCAGCCGCAUGCGUUACUGCGCCUGCUCGCUGACAUCUAAUCCAUAAUUUUCGGCCGUGUUGGCAAUCGAGGAUCAGGAUCAGGAUCCUCGCUUGCAUUUGCAUCUUAAAAUGUUUGAUCUCAUC